Messenger RNA from Exophiala mesophila, 2238 nucleotides. RefSeq lists its product as uncharacterized. Gene Ontology annotation, molecular function: DNA-binding transcription factor activity, RNA polymerase II-specific; zinc ion binding; DNA binding. Gene Ontology annotation, cellular component: nucleus. Gene Ontology annotation, biological process: regulation of DNA-templated transcription; DNA-templated transcription. The record is from RefSeq and is a predicted model, not a curated record. Bases 1 to 2190 code for a protein of 729 amino acids. Lineage: Eukaryota; Fungi; Ascomycota; Eurotiomycetes; Chaetothyriales; Herpotrichiellaceae. The transcript has 2 exons.
AUGGUGGAAGAUGAAAGCGUCCCACUCCCUCAACCAGACCCGCCAUCCACUCGCGGCCCUGGACGCGCUUGUUCUGAAUGCAACCGCAAAAAGACGAAAUGCGACAUGACACGCCCGGUCUGUGGUCUCUGCUCCCGAACUGGUCGUACAUGCAUCGUUCCUGCAAGGAGACGUCCGCCUCUGCGUGGAAGACAUGAUCCUAGCAAAGGUAACAAGAACGCUCCCAACAUCGAACUUUUGAACCAGCUUUUGGACACACAACAUGCGACAUCUCCGUUGCAGCCAGAAGACACCUGGGGAUCUAGUCCAUCCCCAUCUCUCUCCCAGCAGUCAAAGGCUGGAGACCAGCGUGGCUUUUAUGGUCUUAAUAUAGGAGCAGGAGAUGGGACUAGCUCAACAAGACCUCCUAAAACAGCGAGCGACUUUUCGACGUCACUGCCAUUGAAUACAUCCAGCAAAGAUAUAAUCCACAUUUCUUCACCUUCUCCCGGAACCAUCGCCAGGUCUCCCGAGGAGACUAAAAUCGACCAUCCUUGUGAUCCCUCGAGAUACUCUUAUAUGUUUAUACUCCGACUAGUGAGCAUUCACUUCCAACGUAUUCAACCGUGGCUCCCGUUGUUACACAAGCCCAAGUUCAUGAGUCGAUUGGCAGAGAAAAUGCAAGGCCAGCCGGAUCCUUUAAGUUGCCUCGAUACAGAUGAAGCGCUGCUCCUGAGUAGCAUCUUUACCUUGUCUUGUCGAUUCUUGUCUCAAGGAGAGCGAGGCGGGCACUCAACAAAGGUCUGGAUCGAUGUCUGCGCGCAGCAUGCUCGGCAAUGUUAUAAAGACGCGCGGAAUAUUGAAAACCCUACACUCACGUACCUGCAAGGAUGCAUUCUUCUCGCAUUCCACUAUUAUACCUCUGGUUUAAGCUCCCAGGGCUGGAUUCUGGUUGGAGUUUGCCUACGACUUACCGAUGAACUUGGGCUAGCUCGAAUUGAUUCUGAAGUCAAUGCGGAAGCAGCACAUCUGGAAUGGGCCGAACAAGAAGAAAGGCGGAGGGCUUGGUGGCUUGUUUGGGAGCUUGAUGUCUUCGGGUCUUCUGUCUGUCAACGCUCGUUUUCAACAGAAUGGCGAAGGGCAUCAGUCAAGCUCCCAGUACGGGAUGAUUUCUGGUUCGCGUGCCAGGAAACUGAUUCACCACGGCUUCCCCGCCGAUUGGGAAGCAUCUGGCUGGUCCUGGACUCGCUUUCACGGAAAGAUGGGAGAACAUGGUUCUUGUUGGCCAAUCUCCUCCAUGCUUGCGCCCAAGAGUACCUCCAGCAGGAGGAUUGUGUGAGCAUCGAGGAUCGAACUGUACUCCAAAAUGAGAUAAAUUGUCUCAAAUUGGCAUUGCCUUCGUUCUUUGAUCUGACCAACCAGCCUAUGGACACUGACGAGCUUCACCAUUCGAAUCGUAACUGGGUCAUUGGCACUCACUUACUGUUGUCAUCCAGCACUUAUAUCUCCCGCAACCUUCCAAUCAGAGACUUUGAUGCUAGCAUUGUGGGACCAGGGCUCUUUGGGGGCCCCUCUGGCUUGCGAGAUCGGAUCUUCGAACUUUCAAGAAUAACCAGCCAUUGGCCUGCUGACUACACCGCAGCGGCCCAUCCAUUUUUCUCAUGCAUGAUGCUCAAUGUCUACGUACCGAACGCAGAGAUACCUUUCCAAUCGGACCUUCUUAGCUCUUGUGAUGCUGUGGUAAGGCUACUACAGGCACGACUGGGUGAAUACUGGCAGCUUGGUAUUUUAGCAUUGAGGAUUAGUAAAUUACAAAACAGUCCCGCGCCGCUAGCGUCGGCAGAUAUGGAACUCAUCAAGCGGUAUCCCCUUUGGUUUCCGCGAACAAUGCAGUGGCAAGCCUCUGCGGCAUUCAGCAAUUCCUCAAUGAGGCAGCAGCAAUCAAUUGCUGGUUCAGAGAAUGUGCCCCAAAACCACUUAUUCGACAAUGUGAAUGAUUUUGCAUCCACAAUUGGAACAAGAGAUGUGAAUGAUGUGGCGGCGGCUUCUGAUAAUACUGCAACACGAUCUGAACGCUUUGCGUUUCCGGCUGCCAUCGCAUCUGUUGAUUUUUGGGACCUGAACUUGGACAACAACCCUCAUGAUUUCUCAGUCGGGCAAGAUAUCAGUACCAGAGAUACUCAAGAAAGAUUCCUGCCUCCUGUUGCCUGACCCAAGAAAGUUUACUGUGUAAGACUAGCCGGAUGGUCGAGAGUUUUG